This is a messenger RNA of Vanessa atalanta (red admiral), 491 nucleotides long. RefSeq lists its product as uncharacterized. The record is from RefSeq and is a predicted model, not a curated record. NCBI's taxonomy places the organism in Eukaryota, Metazoa, Arthropoda, Insecta, Lepidoptera, Nymphalidae. The coding region runs from base 21 to 491 and encodes 156 amino acids. The transcript has 4 exons.
AAUAAUAUACUGACACUUCGAUGGGAUUAUUCAAAUUUUUACCGAAAGCGGAAAGAUUUUGUUGGUGUACGAGAAAUUUAAAAUGUGCCUCGUUUAUUAUUAUUUUUAUGGGCAUGAUUUCAAGUAUCAUUACCUCGGCAAUUUUAUGCAAACCUGUUUGCAAAGAACUCUACAAUGUUUCUAGUCCUAUAAAAUUACCUGUGAACAUACUGCGAUGGAUUCUUUUUACAUCUGAAAUGUUACUGUUAGCCAGUGCAUUUGCAUUCUUACUCGGAAUAUUUUGGUCUAUCCGAAUAACCGCCGACAUAUUUAUAGUUUCCAUAUUGUUGAAAUGUUUUUUAACAAUUCUUUAUGCAAGUUUAAUAAUUGUACAAGAGCACUAUGCGCACUGCAGAUGGUAUAACACGCAAAUAUUUAACUUGAUCGUAUACACAAUAAUGUGGUGCUAUUUUGUGAUCAUCAUCAAUGCAUACGAAGGACAAAUAGAAUAG